This is a messenger RNA of Polypterus senegalus (gray bichir), 954 nucleotides long. Its product is annotated as olfactory receptor class A-like protein 1. The record is from RefSeq and is a predicted model, not a curated record. The coding region runs from base 1 to 954 and encodes 317 amino acids. Gene Ontology annotation, cellular component: membrane. Gene Ontology annotation, molecular function: pheromone receptor activity. NCBI's taxonomy places the organism in Eukaryota, Metazoa, Chordata, Cladistia, Polypteriformes, Polypteridae. The transcript has a single exon. Gene Ontology annotation, biological process: G protein-coupled receptor signaling pathway.
AUGGAUCUGCGCGCCAUUCUUAAAGCCAUGUUUUUCCUGAUACUGAAUGGAGUGGGCAUCCCAGGAAAUUCCAUCAUUUUGGGUGUCUUCACUCACAUUGCAGUCACUGAGAGCAAACUCCUGCCAGCUGAUGUCCUUGUGGCCCACCUGUCCUUUGUCAAUCUGCUUCUGACGCUCACCCAAGGGAUCCCUCAAACCUUUUCAGCUUUUGCCUAUAAAGGCUUCUAUGACACUGCCACCUGUCAGUUCCUCGUCUUUACUUCAAGGGUCACUCGAGCUCUCUCCAUCUCUGUGACUUUCCUUCUCAGCAUUUACCAGUGCAUCACUAUUGCAGCUGCAUCUUCCCGUCUUUCCUGCCUCAAGCCAAAAUUGUCAGAGUGCCUCUGGCCUCUCCUCACCUUCUUCUGGCUUCUUGAUGGUUCAACAACAUACGCAAGCAUUCUGUAUGGCAGCCAGAUUCAGAAUGUUACUAUACAGCAGUUUGCAAUUAAUUUGGGCUACUGUCUUGUGCAGUUUCCCAGUAAAGCUGCAUACGUUUAUAAUGGCAUCAUGUAUCUCACACGGGACCUCCUCUUUGUAAUACUGAUGGCAGCAGCCAGCACCUAUAUUCUGGUAAUUCUGUACCAACACAGAAAAAGAGUCCAGGGUAUCCGCAGUCGUGACCGACUUCAUGGCACAUCAGCAGAAACUCGAGCAGCAAAAACCGUGGUCACCCUAGUCACACUCUAUGUGAUCUUCUUUGGGGUGGACAAUAUGAUCUGGGUGUACACAUUGACAGAUUCUCAGGUGCCUGCCCUGCUCAAUGAUGUUAGGGUUUUGUUUUCCUCAUUAUAUGCUACAGUGUGUCCAGUGGUUGUGAUCAUUUCUAAUCGGAAAGUCAAUCGAGAGCUUCAGUGCAUAAAACCAGAGAAGCAAGCAUCCACGAGUGAGGUCACAGUCAGUAGCAUAAGUUAA